AUGACACUAAGCAGUCUCACCGGAAAGAAGCUGCUGGCAGCUCUCCUCACAAUAUGUCUCUUCCAAACGGUGACACAAGCAGCACAGUUCACCAACUCCUUCGACAACGUCCGCAGCGGCUCCAGCCUCUUAUUAACAUGGGAAGGCGUCAAGCGGGAACACUAUCCGUUAUACAUCACGGCGCAAGUGAUACAAGAGAGGGAGAGCGAGGAUGGACGGAUACGGGCCGACGCGUGGAGGAUGAAUAUUACAGCCGGGAUGACGGAGAGCUCGUAUGAGUGGACGAGUGUGCCGUAUCCAUUGAGAUGGAUUCCCUCGGGGUUGUAUCAGCUUGAGCUGUGGUCGAUGAGGUGGACGGAGGAGGAUCAGUUGCCGCCUUUACUGGCGCAGUCGUCGGUUUUUAGGAUAUCGGAGCCUGAGACUGGGAAUGGGCAAAGCACCGGACAAUCUUCGGUCAAGACAAUUUAG
Thermochaetoides thermophila DSM 1495 is the source of this 468-nucleotide messenger RNA. RefSeq lists its product as uncharacterized. The coding region runs from base 1 to 468 and encodes 155 amino acids. The record is from RefSeq and is a predicted model, not a curated record. The transcript is spliced from 3 exons. Lineage: Eukaryota; Fungi; Ascomycota; Sordariomycetes; Sordariales; Chaetomiaceae.